This is a messenger RNA of Cricetulus griseus (Chinese hamster), 957 nucleotides long. The record is from RefSeq and is a predicted model, not a curated record. Lineage: Eukaryota; Metazoa; Chordata; Mammalia; Rodentia; Cricetidae.
AUGCCUUCCUGGAUUCACAAAGUGGAGAAUAAAGAACAUUUUCAAGAAUGUUUUGACGUUAAGCCUUCUAGUGAUUCUAUAACUGACCCGUCCCCUCCAAUAAAUCCUUCUCUGUCUUGUCUGCUGCUGUCCCUUACCCAAUGCCGUGGCCAUCGGCCUUUACUAAUUUCAUUUCUUCUUGACCAUCCAGUGUCAGCAGAAGAGGUACGGGCGCACCCGUUCACUGAUGUGACCCUUGACUGCGAGUUCUCCUUUAUAGACAGCACAGAAAACCUCGAGUUUUACUGGGAAAGGGAAGACAUAAUAGAGGAAUAUGAAGUGGAAGACCGCGAAUUUUACCGCUUUUUCAAGUACUAUGAUUUCUUUCAAGUGUACACAAAGGUGGUCUACCAGUUCUACGAUAACGCAGAGCAACUUGAAGAUCAGAAUGCCUUAUAUGAGGGAAGGGUCUCUGUGGAUCAGAACGAGAUUUCUGAAGGCAUUCUGUCCCUUCUGCUUCGGAAUGUGGAUUUCAUGGAUGAAGCUGUAUACAAGUGCUCAGCUGUCUCCCCCAACGGCCGAGGCGAGAAUAAGGUCAAGCUGAUAGUGGAAGAUUCUGAAAUGCCCCAGGUGAAAUUUGACAAGAUUGAUGAUGAAGAUGUGGUUACCUGCACAUCGAAGGGCUGGUACCUCACACCCAACGUGACCUGGUUAGACCGGGGAGAAAGGGACAUUAGCAACCACAGUACAGUGGAAGUCCUGGAGGAGCAGAUGAAUGGCUUGUACAGAGUCUACUCUGUCCUCAAAUAUCCAGUCAAGUUAAAUGAAAAAUACGUCUGCCAUAUUACAGAGACAAAUGAAAACAACCGGCCCAUCAGAUCUAUCCGGCGGUACCCUAGUAAGUGCAACUCCGAGGGGAAGCGUGAGAAUAGGCUAUACGUUCCCACACAGAAGCUACCACUCAUUAAUAUUUACUGA